Molecule: messenger RNA, 582 nt
Organism: Pieris rapae (cabbage white)
Lineage: Eukaryota; Metazoa; Arthropoda; Insecta; Lepidoptera; Pieridae
Exons: 6
Biological process (GO): microtubule-based movement
Cellular component (GO): cytoplasmic dynein complex; centrosome; cytoplasm
Molecular function (GO): dynein intermediate chain binding
Source: RefSeq, a predicted model, not a curated record
AUGCCUGCCUCAUUACUAAUAAAAUACAAUUCAAUCAUACGAAACUGUAUUAAUAAAGUUAAGUGCGUUAAUGGCCACUUUCAGGAAUUUUCAACGCACACGAUCGAAGCAAUAAAUCGUAUUGAGGAGCGUCCAAACGUGAUGGGAAUUAUGUAUUUUCGGAAAGAUUUUCUUCAACUUACAACAGUGCACGAGACUAUAUCGCAUAUUUUAACUAGUAAAUUACCACCUUUGACUUCAGCUUUUAGAAGGGCCAUCAGUGAAAUAACCGCUUCAUUAAACGAAAUAAAUCCAAUAGUCGAUCGAAUAAUGGAGGACGAAUCUGUGGAGGGUGUUAUUAUGACUAACCAAGAAGGAGAACCGAUUUUAACUAACAUCAAUUUAAUGAAUGCAACCAACUAUGGAAUUGCUAUGCGUAGACUAGGUGCUAUGACACAAGCCUGUAUUAAAGAUUUGGAUCCCUUCGACGAAGUAUUAAUUUUAAGAGUGACAACAAAGAAAUUAGAAAUAAUGACGGCACCGCAUUCUGAAUUUAAUGUCAUCGUGAUGCAACAUUCUAGAAUUAAAAGUAAACAUAAAAGC